Gamsiella multidivaricata is the source of this 2910-nucleotide messenger RNA. RefSeq names its product coatomer WD associated region-domain-containing protein. Gene Ontology annotation, cellular component: COPI vesicle coat. Gene Ontology annotation, biological process: intra-Golgi vesicle-mediated transport; endoplasmic reticulum to Golgi vesicle-mediated transport; retrograde vesicle-mediated transport, Golgi to endoplasmic reticulum. Gene Ontology annotation, molecular function: protein binding; structural molecule activity. The transcript has 10 exons. The record is from RefSeq and is a predicted model, not a curated record. Lineage: Eukaryota; Fungi; Mortierellomycota; Mortierellomycetes; Mortierellales; Mortierellaceae. Bases 1 to 2910 code for a protein of 969 amino acids.
AUGAAACUGGAAAUCAAGAAAAAGAUGAUGGCUCACUCGGAGCGAGUAAAGUCCAUGGACUUUCAUCCGACCGAGCCAUGGUUGCUUGCCAGCUUGUACGAUGGCCAUGCUUACAUCUGGAACUAUGAGACUCAGGCCUUAGUCAAGACCUUCGAAGUCUCGGAUCAGCCAGUCCGCGCCGCCAAAUUCAUCGCCCGAAAGAACUAUGUGAUUGCUGGAUCGGACGACAUGCAGCUUCGCGUAUUUAACUAUAACACGCACGAAAAGGUCCACAGCUGGGACGCCCACAACGACUACGUUCGGUGCAUCGCUGUCCAUCCUACUCAACCAUACGUUCUCUCUGGCUCGGACGAUAUGACGAUUCGCCUGUGGGACUGGGAAAAGAACUGGAGGUGCAUGCAGACAUUCGAAGGCCACACGUACUUUGUGAUGUGCAUUACGAUCAACCCCAAGGACACCAAUACCUUUGCAUCGGCCUGCGUCGACGGAUCAGUCAAAAUCUGGUCACUUGGAUCAAGCGUCGCCAACUUCACUUUGGAUGGGCAUGAGAAGGGCGUGAACUGGGUUGAUUAUUACCACGGCGCGGAAAAGCCCUAUCUGAUCACGGCCGGAGACGACUCUCUUGUCAAGGUGUGGGACUAUCAGAACAAAACUUGCGUUCAGACAUUGGAGGGCCAUACCCAGAACGCGACCUUUGCUGUUUUCCAUCCGGAGCUACCCAUCAUCAUUUCGGGUAGCGAGGAUGGCUCGGUCAAAAUCUGGCAUGCCAACACUUAUCGGUUGGAGAACACCCUGAACUAUGGACUCAACCGCGCCUGGACUAUUGCCUACAGUCGCUCUUCCAACGACGUCGGCCUGGGAUUCGAUUUAGGAUCUGUUGUCAUUAAGUUGGGACGUGAGGAACCAACUGUGAGCAUGGACAGCGGAGGGAAAAUCAUCUGGGCCAAGCACAGUGAUAUUCAAACAGCUAAUGUGAAGGCCAGCAUUGGCGACGAAAUUAAGGAUGGAGAUCGUAUUCUAUGCGCGGCCAAGGAUCUCGGAAGCUGCGAAAUCUAUCCUCAAACAUUGCAGCAUAGUCCCAAUGGUCGAUUUGUCGUUGUCUGUGGCGAUGGUGAAUACAUCAUCUACACGGCCCUCGCCUGGAGAAACAAGAGCUUCGGACAUGCACUGGAAUUUGUUUGGGCAUUGGAUUCGAACGAGUAUGCCGUCCGCGAAUCAACAUCCAAGGUCAAGCUGUUUAAAAACUUCAAGGAGAAGCCUAACCUGAUCCGUCUCAACUACUCUGCAGAGGGCAUCUUUGGCGGAACGCUACUCGGAGUGAGGAGUGCCAGUUUUCUAAACCUGUACGAUUGGGAGACUGGAAAUACCGUUCGUCGCAUUGACUGCGAGCCCCAGAAUGUUUACUGGUCUGAGACAGGAGAUUUGAUGACAAUUGCGUGCAAAGACAGUUUUUACGUUCUGCGCUACAACCGUGAGGCGUAUUCUCAAUUUGUAGAGGCUGGAGGUCAAGUUGGCGAGGAAGGAGUGGAGGAAGCCCUGGAGUUUGUCAUAGAGAUUCCGGAGACUGUUCAGACGGGAAGCUGGGUCGGAGACUGCUUCAUCUACACCAACACGUCCAACCGACUGAACUAUCUGGUCGGUGGUCAGACGCAAACGAUCGCACAUUUCGACAGCGCUCACUAUCUCCUUGGCUACAUCCCACGCGACAACCGACUCUACCUUGUGGACAAGGAUGUGAAUGUGAUUAGUUACGCCAUCUCAUUGUCGGUGAUCGAGUACCAGACAGCAGUUCUCCGAGGCGAUAUGGACACUGCAGCGGUCCUGCUGCCUCGUGUGCCUCACGAUCAACACAAUAGGAUUGCAAGGUUCUUGGAGGCUCAGGAACACAAAGACCUUGCACUCGAGAUCUCGACGGAUCAGGACCACAAGUUCGAUCUGGCGAUUCAGCUUGAGAGACUGGAUCUUGCUGCUGCGAUUGCUAGAGAGGCGGAUUCGGAGCCUAAGUGGAAGAUGCUCGGCGAUUGUGCGAUGGAUAAGUGGCGCAUCAACCUGGCAGAGGAGUGCUUUGUUCAUGCGGCGGAUUUGAGCGGACUUUUGCUGAUUUAUACGUCGAGUGGAAAUGCCGUGGGAAUGAAGCGGUUGGCAGAGAUGGCCAAGUCAGCUGGAAAGAGCAAUAUUGCGUUUGCUUGUUAUCUCAGUUUGGGUGAGAUCGAAGGUUGCAUCGACAUCCUGAUUGAGACCGAGCGGAUCCCAGAAGCGGCUCUGUUGGCCAGGACAUAUCUUCCAAGUGCUGUGCCUCGUAUUCUCAAGCAGUGGAAAGAGUCGCUUGUGGCAGCUGGCAGGACCAAGACUGCAGAAGCGCUCGCGGACCCAACAGAGUAUGAGGACCUGUUUCCGGAUUUGCAAUACGGUCUUCAGGCUGAGGAAGCCAUCAAGGCGGCGAGAGUGGUCCCUGUCCCAGCUAGCUCCUACCCUCAAUGGAAGGAGCAUCAAUACCGCGACAUUAUCAGUGAUUUCAAGUCUGGACAUGGAUUAAUGGGAUUUUCAGCACCAGCAGAGGAGCACAUCUUUGUGGAAUCUCAUGGCAGUAGCAACAGUCCAACGCAGACGCACUCGACAGACCUGUCUUCAUCAUCGCCUCGCUUUGUGAACGGAAGUGUCAACGGCAGUGUGAAUGACGAUAUCUCUGCACCAAGACCUUAUCCAUCUCUGGUGGAGGAGCGCUUGGAUACCAUCAGCGACAACAUGAGCUACAUGUCGCUGGAGGUCAACACCACCGGGACCGGAUCCGUUAGGGGCGAUUUUGACUUUGAUGACACAUCAAGCUUGGUGACCUCGGACCAUGACCGGAUUGUGAUGCAAGAGAUGAAUGCGGCCAAGGAAGAGAACGCCUAUGAGAGCCUGAUUUAA